AAAACAAUUAAUGUAUGACUAUCCUAGCUAUUGCAAAACGAUGGAUUGCACUGCCAUUUUUAAUAUGAUAGAGCAAGUGAUUAGUGUGACUCACCAAAACGAUCGACCCAGAAGGAUACUAUAUAUUCAACACCUUUUACAACAGGAAAUAUGCAAACUAUUGAUAGAUCGAAGUAUCUCUAUACCAAUCCUUAAAUUUGACGAAUUGCCCGUCCCUUACUUUCCAGGUGCUGAUAAAUGUUUUGAGAAACUCUCUGAGCUGUACUGUCAUACAGCAAUACCAGAUUUUCUCUUCUAUGCUUUGGCACAGAAUUGUAAAAAUAUUCAGACCAUUAUUAUCGACUUUUAUGAUGAGGAUAAUAUUGGUCUAUCAGGUUUGAUUGACGUACAACAAAAUCUCCAACGAUUAGAAUGUAGAAUCGAUGAAGUAGCCGAAUCCCAAAGGUUUCCUGCAAUUAUUGAUGUGAUAAAAUUAAAUGCAAGCACAUUUGUUCAUCUCGAACUUUUACAUUUUAUGUGUAUUCCACCUCAGAUAAUCUUGCUAAUGCAAAAUUUAAAAGUACUUAAGAUCUUGUUGAACAGAAUGCCAUAUGACGAUGUUUGGGAAGAGCUUGCAUCAGUGCGUUUGCCACAACUGGAAAUCCUUCAUAUUUCUCUGUGUUCACUACGAUUAGAAACUUUACAUCCUUUAAUUGCAAAAAAUUAUGGUAAUCUUAGCACAUUAAUAAUUGAUUUUCAUCCGACAAGUAAUCAAUCAAUAUUUUUCAAUGAAACGGUCGCACAAUUUUGUCCGAAUUUAAAAGUCUUUGCUACAUGGUUUCUAAAUAAUGAAUUUGAUGUACUUGAAGAAAUAUUAACCAAAUGUCAACAUUUAGAAGAAUUAUUCCUUCAGGCUUUUGAUUAUAUGAAUUUAAAUAGCCAUAGAUU
Racocetra fulgida is the source of this 927-nucleotide messenger RNA. Lineage: Eukaryota; Fungi; Glomeromycota; Glomeromycetes; Diversisporales; Gigasporaceae. The record is from the annotation of a GenBank genome assembly.